AUGGAGGACUUCAGUGGACAGGAGAGGCCACAAUAUGGCAUCUCGCCGGGGAAACGUGAUGUGGACACGCGGGAAGACCAGUGUGCAAGGACGUGCAGUGUGCAGGGUCGGGAGCGCCACAGAGCUGUGAAUUUGAGGUUUUCUGAUGCAACUUUCAUUCCUGUGACCUUCAUUUUCAGGCCAGUGACAGCCUCCCGGGGAGCCCCGCCUCUGUGGGUGAUGGCCCUUGCCGCGUUUGCAGUCUUGGCAGUCAUUGGAGUAACUGUUGGUCUCUUGGUUCAUUUUCUGGCAGUAGAAAAUAAAACCUACUAUUACCAAGGUAGUUUCAAAGUGUUGGAUAUUCCAUAUAAUAGAAAUUAUGAAAGAGAGACAUCACCAGAAAAUAACUAUCUUAGUAAAAUCCUUGAAACUAAAAUGGCUGAUGCGUUUCAAAGUUCCAGCAUCUACAGACAGUACAUCAACUCUCAAGUCAUCACACUGCUUCCCGAGAGCAACACUCUGACAGCAGAGGUGUGGCUGGUAUUCAAGAGUCCUCAGUCAAAGAAGGAGAACACAAGGAGAAGAAUCGAAAGCGUCUUACAGCAGAUGCUGAGGAACCAAUCAAGAUCCUUGACUACAGACCCCAGUUCUCUUAAGCUCACGGAAAUCAGUAAAGUUGAUGCUGAAAAGAUUAUCAACAAUCGCUGUGGGAGAAGACCAAGGAUGUCAGCUACCUAUGACAGAAUCAAAGGAGGCUCCACAGCUCAGGAAGGAGAAUGGCCAUGGCAAGCAAGUCUCAGUAUGAAUGGUCGACAAUACUGUGGGGCAUCCCUGAUCAGUGAGAAAUAUCUGAUAACUGCGGCUCACUGUUUUAAAAAUACAGAUGAUCCAAAAAAGUUUACAGUUAGCUUUGGCACUAGAGUAAGCCCACCCUAUAUGACACACUAUGUUCAACAAGUUAUUAUUCAUGAAAACUAUAUCAAGGGGGAACACCAUGAUGAUGUUGCAAUCAUAGUGCUCACUGAAAAAGUGUCAUUCAAGAAUGAUGUCCAUCGAGUUUGCCUCCCUGAAGCCACACAGGUCUUUCCACCAGGCGAAGGUGUUGUUGUUACAGGAUGGGGCGCACUUUCCCAUGAUGGUAAACAUCCAUUGCUACUUCAGAAGGCAUCUGUGAAAAUUAUUGACUCAAAAACUUGUAAUGCUAAAGAAGCUUAUAAUGGUUUGGUAUUGGACACAAUGCUAUGUGCUGGUUAUGAGGAAGGAAAUAUCGAUGCCUGCCAGGGUGACUCUGGAGGACCACUUGUUCAUCCCAACUCUCGAGACAUUUGGUACCUUGUUGGCAUAGUGAGCUGGGGAGUUGAAUGUGGCAAACCCAAUAAGCCAGGGGUCUAUAUGCGAGUGACUGCCUACCGUGACUGGAUUGCCUCCAAGACGGGUCUCUAA
Molecule: messenger RNA, 1422 nt
Organism: Jaculus jaculus (lesser Egyptian jerboa)
Lineage: Eukaryota; Metazoa; Chordata; Mammalia; Rodentia; Dipodidae
Product: transmembrane protease serine 11B-like protein
Exons: 10
Coding region: 1-1422 (473 amino acids)
Biological process (GO): proteolysis
Molecular function (GO): serine-type endopeptidase activity
Source: RefSeq, a predicted model, not a curated record